This is a messenger RNA of Carassius carassius (crucian carp), 1108 nucleotides long. RefSeq lists its product as uncharacterized. Gene Ontology annotation, molecular function: signaling receptor binding. The coding region runs from base 87 to 725 and encodes 212 amino acids. NCBI's taxonomy places the organism in Eukaryota, Metazoa, Chordata, Actinopteri, Cypriniformes, Cyprinidae. The record is from RefSeq and is a predicted model, not a curated record. The transcript has 4 exons. Gene Ontology annotation, biological process: neuropeptide signaling pathway; negative regulation of gonadotropin secretion.
AAGAACCAGAACACUUCUCUCCUGCUGGACUUCAAACUAACACCCCCUCCCUUUCAGUUUCUGACAGGCCAUUUUAGGCUUGUAGAAUGUUUAAAUUACCCAGAAGGCUUCCCGCUGGCUCAUACAAUCUCCAUCCAACAUUUGCCGCCGACCGCGCAGCCCUCGGCACCCUGAGCAGCUUCAUGCUGAGGGAGGUGAUGGCUCUCAGAUGGCCACUUCCUGAUGACAGUGAUCCUGAUAGAUUUACAUGGGGACAGUUUCUUGAGAAUGCUCAAGAGAUUCCCCGGAGUCUGGAGAUAGAAGACUUCACUCUUAAUGUAGCUCCAACCAGCGCCCGUGUGAGCUCUCCCACCAUCCUGCAACUUCACCCCAAAAUAACCAAACCAACACACCUGCAUGCCAACCUCCCCCUUCGCUUCGGGCGGGAUACAGAGAUUACCCCAAGGGAACGUGCUAAAUCCAAUAUCAACCUCCCUCAGCGCUUUGGCCGGUCCUGCACAACGUGUGCGCGCUCAGGGACCGGACUCUCAGCCACCCUACCGCAAAGGUUUGGGAGGAGGAACAUAUUCCCUUUAGACCCUUUCCGUGCAUUGACUCUCUACACACGCACACCUGAAUCACCAUUUCCAAAAGAAAGGACUCAAGUCCAUGACUACAUGCUUGAAACAGUAGAAGACUCUGUAGAAGAAACUGUAAAGAACAAAGACUACACAGUUUUAGACUAACGAAGCCCACAAACAACAGCUGUUUAUGAGAGAUGUUUUGUUCACCAGUUUUAUGAAUUUCCUAUUCUCUUCAUGCAUUUGCAUCUGUACUUGCCUGCUUGUAAACUGUUUGAGUAAAUUAUGAAUAACACUACACUUGUGACAUUGUGUUAUUAUUUAUAUAUGUUUCACAAGAGCUUUCUCCAGUCAUUCUCCUGCAAAUGCACUCCGCAUACAAUGCUUAAUGAGGUCGAGGUGUUAUAAAAACAUUCUUUAAUUAACUGGAAUGUUUGAUGUUGAUUCUCUACAAGAUGGCCUGUUACAGGUUGCUGAGGAACAGUGAGACAUGCCAUUUGACCAAUGACUUGCUGAACACACACACAUCUAACCAAGAAUAAUGAUAU